UUCUGAUUCGUCAAAUGUCUUCUAAGGACAGUUUUUCGGUCCAAUUGACUAACAGUUUGUGCUAUUUUUGGUACGACGCUGAUUUCUUAAACUCCAAGCAACAUGGCUGCUUUUCAGUAGGGCGCGCUUAAGCCACAUCCACAUGAUGUUAGAUCGAAUAAAAACCAGCCACUCAUCAGCAUUAUUGCGACACAAGUCAUCCUGACGGGAAAUGGGCGGUCCCAGUAGAAAAUUCCUGCCAGCGACGUAAGUCAGACGGAUUUACAACAUCUCUUUCAAACGUGGUAAGGUUUUUGCCUAAAUGAGGAUGCUUCUUGUUUAGUAUUUUAGUUCCAGGUAGUCGUCGUCACGAUGUGCGUGAGGGUCCUGCAGCUGUUUGGAUUAGCUUGCCUCGCCUCUGUGCUUCGUGCUGAAAAUAUGAACUAUUUGGUGACGGCUCCACAGAGUCCAGUGGUUGAGAUUGGAGCUAACUUCACCGCUACAUGUGUGAUCACAAACACAACUGAGGUCACUGCUGAUGAUCUUCACUGGAAUCUGUCUCGGACUACUCUACCCAGAGAACUCUAUACAAAGAUCAACACCUCAGCACUUAAUGUCACCGUGCCCAUUGUGGGUGAAAAGCCUGAGUGGUUAUUUUGUGCCAGCAAGAAGGAUUCUCUCUAUGUCACCCUGAAUAAGAGCAGAUUUAUUCAUGGGAUAUGGCUCAAGAAAGGCUAUCGUCCAGAGAAACCAGAGAAUUUGUCCUGCAUCGCUCUACAGGAGGGCGACCACAUCUCUUCAACUUUCAGCUGUAAAUGGCAAACAGCUGGACGUCAAACCCCAUACGUCCCUACGACAUACACAUUGAUGGUUAAAGUGUUGAAAGAUGAGAUGUAUAACGCAUCAACAACUAAGAACAGUGCCGACGUGUUGAUGGUCUUCCCUAGUCAUAUGUCUCUGGAGGUCUGGGUCCAGGCACACAAUCUACUGGGAACUGUUGAGUCUGAGCAUUUGAAGGUGGAUGAUGCUAAUUACUUUGUGAAAACAAACCCUCCUUUGAACGUACAACUGAUUCGAGAGGAGAUAUUUCCUACUUCCCUUCUCGUUAACUGGAGUCAUCCUAUUGCUCCUCAAUAUUUACAUCUGAAAUAUCAAAUCCGAUUCUGUCCACGUGGAUCCCACAACUGGAGCUAUGUACCUCUUUCAGACACUGACCAACACACGCGUUCCUUCAGGCUGCAGAGUCUUCAACCAUACACAGAUUACUUCAUUCAGGUGUCCUGCAAGCAUACCAAGAAGGACUACGGCUACUGGAGUGACUGGAGCGCGAAUGCAACCAUGAGAACUCCUGAGGAUUUACCAGAAAGACCCAGUUUAUGGAAAACAACAGCUGAUGGUGUAAAUGGACAAGAAGUGCUGAUAAUUUGCAAGGAUCCCAUAUUAGCCAAUGGAAGAAUUACUAGCUUUGAAAUGAGAAUUCAACACUCUCACAAUGGGAGCUGGGAGAAUGAGAGAAUCCCAGUCAACAGAUCCAUCUCAGCCCCCAGACCGGAGGUCACUUUGCUCAAAAGGAUUUCUCUGGCUGACAAGCAGCUUGUAAAAGUGUGCCUCGCUGCCAGCAAUUCUGUGGGAAUGUCGCCUGAGAGGUGCUUAUUCAUUUCUGCUAAACCACUGGGUAAUGGACCCGUGGAAGACUUAAGUGUUUCGCCCCACCAGGGUCAGCUGUUUGUGAAGUGGAAACCCAUCUCGGACAGAUCCUUGACGGAGUAUGUGAUUGAGUGGGUCAGUGGGGAACAAAUAAACUGGCAGAUGGUAAAGAAAUCCACCAACCUCACUGCAAUCAAAGGACCCCUUGAGCCAUUUGUUUGCUACAGAGUUUCUGUGUAUCCCAUAUAUGCUACAAGGAUUGGAAAACCGGCGAGUACAGAAGCUUUUCUGGAGCAGGGAGCUCCGUUAGAAGGACCUUCUAUUAACAAGAGCUACACGGGAUAUGAUCACGCUGAGCUGGUGUGGGAUGCCAUCCCGCUGCACCAGAGACGUGGCUUCAUCACAAACUACACAAUAUUUUAUAAAAGUGGGAAGAACACGCACGCGAUAACUUUGCCACCUAACAGCACCUCGUACACCCUGAAGCCGCUGCUGGGAGACACCAAGUAUGAUGUGUGGAUCAAAGCUUCAACCAUCCGAGGCUCCAAGAACAGCUCCAGUCACUCAUUCACCACUCUGAAAUACGCACCAGGAAGGGUGGAAGGCAUUGUGGUGGGAGUGAGCCUCGGCUUCCUGUUUCUGGUCCUCAUGGCUAUCCUGCUCUGCAUCUACAAAAAGGAUGUCAUCGAGCAGAACCUCUGGCCUCAGGUCCCAAACCCUGGGAAGAGCACCAUUGGAAACUGGUCUCCUGACAAUCCUUUGAGGGCCGAGACACCAAGUGAAGACUGUUUGUCUGGCAUGACUGUCCAUGUUGAGGGUGUGCGUGAUAUAAAGCAAGGCCUUGAAGAGGACAAGACCAGUCUUUCUCUGAAGAAGGACAAGUAUCUGUCUGAGGAGCACAGCAGUGGCAUCGGUGGCUCUUCCUGCAUGUCCUCACCUCGUCAGAGUGUGUCCAGCAGCGACGAGGACCCCGAAAUGCCCGACAACACGGCCAACACUGUUCAAUACUCCGUCGUUGUGGGUCCCAGUGAUUACAAGGGUCAGACCCCCGUUUUCUCUCGGUCCGAGUCCACGCAGCCACUUCUGGACUCGGAGGAGAACCCGGACAUGUUGGGGUCAGGGGGCAGCAGGCACUUCCAGCGGUUCCCCAGACAGUCGAGCCUCAGUGAAACCAACCAGGAGACCCACUUCAAGCAACUUGAAUUGGAGCAACAGGACUUUUGUUCCAUCAAGGAGGACACUGAGUGGACACUAGCGUCAGAAACCCAGCUGGCUGAUGCAGAACCAGGCUCGGCGUCCAGCUACAUGCCUCAGGGAGGCGGUUAUAGACCUCAGUAAGAACCCCUCAGACUUUUUCUAUCGUCGCUUCUUUGUUUUCAAGCCUUUGACAAUGGCUCAACUGACAUAUUUUGCACUUAAAUGGGUAUAUUUAGCCUAGCGCUCUUUAACACUUUGCAAAGUCAAUUAGAGCGUUUUGUUGAAUUUCACCUUGUAAAACCACACUGUCAGACACAAUGUGAUAAAACUCUGGUAGGGUUGUCCAGAGUCCCUGUCCUGUCAAAGGUUUUUUAGAAGGAAACCAGACACGCUGUAAUCAGCUGCAGGUGGGAUCUGAGACUCCUCCAUGUGGAGGAGGAAAUAUUUCUUUUAUUGAAGUGGCUCUGCAGCAUCAGCUCUGCAGCAUCACUGGCAGUUGGGUUCGUCCUGUGAAAAAUUUCAGGAUGUAAAAAAAAAAAAGCAGCACCAGGGCCUGUGUCCAUAUAGCGUUUUUCUUUUCUAGAUGUCAGGCUGGUUCUUAGAGCAGCUUCCCAUCGGAAACCAGCGUUAUUUUUUUGUGCAGCAGUUUUCUGCACAUUAUAUAUAAGAAUAUAGUGAAAAUUUUACAGUGAGGAAAUCCCAGCAGUCUAAUGUUUCGGUCAUUUUGGAAGGAAGGUUACACUGAAACAUAUUUCAUAUUCAGCUGGCUGUGGGGAUUGUCAGUUUCUCACUUUUCAAAACUAAGGAGGGAGGGACUGGUUUACCGUCCGUGAGUGUGGGGGUGUUGUGUGUCCUGUGAGCUAACACUGCAGCGCUGACUAUUGUAAUUUGACAGCGGCUGGCAAAAAGCUCUAGAGUUGUUUAAAGUGGUUGCUGGAACCAGAUUUUACCACAGGAUGACAUUUUUACUUUACUAAUGCACCUUUCAAUUCUGCCUUUCUGGGACUUUUUUUUUCUCAUGUUACCGCUUGUGUAUAGAAGCAUCAUCAUCAUCAUGUCUGUGGUUGACAUGUAGGAAGUGAUGACAUUUGAAGGAGAAAUGUGAUGUGGACAGCAGGGUGUGUCCCUCAGACGCUGCAGGCCUUGACCUGGGCGUUGGUACAAGAUGAAUGAUGACGGCGUUUAACCUUUCACUGACGGCCUCUGGCCUUGUUCCAUGAACUUAUAUGCUGACAAUAUCAGUGUUUGCUGCUUGUUGCAGAAAAACAAAGAAAACUGACAAAAAGAUGAUAAAAGAAGGCGAGUUCAAAGGUAGAGGGAAAUCUAUGUGGACCCAUGUUCUGGUUCUGGUGGUGCGUUACUAAUAAUCCUACUCUGUGCUUUUGUGUUUUCCUCAUUGUUUUAUUUUCUUUGCUCGCUUACAGCAUCAAAGUCAAAGAUGUUUUCAUUUCCUUUUGAUGAAAGUUACUUCUGCAGCAGCAAAUGAGGGUUUAAAAACAAACUUAUUCCACAGUAUUAGGGUUUGGUUAUUCAUUUCCUGCUUAGAAUUUCAGUUGUGUUUAUUUAGGGAACAAAUUAAUGUGAGUAAAACAAAAUCUGCUUGUGUUAAUCUGCAUUUCACAUCAAGUGACCAUAACGUUUUUAUUUUUUGAUACUAUCGUCAAGUGUGACUGGACCUUGCAGCACCUGAUGUCCGGGGCAUAUUUCAUACACAGCAGAGUUUGUGUAAAGCUGCAUGAAACCCGGCUUCGUGGCCAUCCAGACCGCAGCAGGAAGCAUCGGUUUCUGCUCUCCGCUGUUUUAGCAUCAUCAUCUUUUCGACUUCAAUAUUUACUCUACACAUGAAUGUAAUCCCUAAUGGAAGCUGACAUGUGCUGUGUUUAUUCAAUAAACCUGUAUAGCUGCA
This is a messenger RNA of Nothobranchius furzeri (turquoise killifish), 4729 nucleotides long. It is a transcript of the gene il6st, whose product is annotated as interleukin 6 cytokine family signal transduce. Gene Ontology annotation, biological process: cytokine-mediated signaling pathway. The record is from RefSeq and is a predicted model, not a curated record. Lineage: Eukaryota; Metazoa; Chordata; Actinopteri; Cyprinodontiformes; Nothobranchiidae. Gene Ontology annotation, molecular function: cytokine receptor activity; cytokine binding. Gene Ontology annotation, cellular component: external side of plasma membrane; signaling receptor complex; membrane.